AUGUCAACAUUUUUCCCCAUGAAUAAUGGUGAUGCUGUUUACAGCUACUCGAGAAACUCCCAAAUACAGAGAGAAAUAUUAGAUGGUGCAAAGGAGAUGAUGAAAGAAGCAAUUAUUAAAAAUCUUGACAUCAAAGGCAUAGUAUCUUCUUCAAAUAAAUUUCAUAUUACAGAUUUGGGAUGUUCAAUUGGAUCAAACACUUUCACUUCAAAGCAACAUGUUGUAAAGGACAAGUACCAUGAUAACAAUCUUGAAUUUCAAGUAUUUUUCAAUGAUCAUGUCACUAAUGAUUUCAACACCCUUUUUCGUUCACUACCUGUUGAUCGAUCCUACUAUGCAUCUGGAGUUCCAGGAUCUUUCCAUGGUAGAUUAUUUCCAUCACGAUCGAUACAUUUUGCUCAUUGUUCUUGUGCUAUACAUUGGUUAUCUAAGAUUCCAAAAGAGUUGUUAGAUACAAAUUCCUCAGCAUGGAAUAAGGGAUUGAUUCACUAUGCUGGUGCAUCAAAUGUUGAAAUAAUGAAUGCUUAUGUUGCUCAAUUUGAAAAGGACAUGGAAAUGUUCUUUAAUGCAAGAGCUGAGGAGAUUGUUCAAGGAGGAAUGAUGGUGCUAAUUUCACCAUUUUCAGGGUGGGAUUCUCUCAAUUUUCUUGGCUCUAGUCUGAUGGAUUUGGUGAAUGAGGGAAUGUUAGAUGAAUCUCUAGUUGACUCAUUCAAUGUGCCAAUUUAUCUUCCUUCUCCUGAUGACAUAACGAAAGUGGUGGAGAAAAAUGGAUGUUUUAGCAUUGAGAAUGUAGAGUUAACAUAUCCUCAAUCAAAGCUUGUGGAUGAAGCUGAUGCAAAUACUUUUAUCAUAAACCUUAGAGCUAUCUUAGAAGGACUUGUCAUCAAUCAUUUUGGGAGUAAAAUAGCAGAAGAAGCUUUUACAAGGACUAUUUUAAAAAAUAAAGAGAUUUCAACAUGGAUGAAAGCGAAUUACAAGGCAUGUCAACUAUUUAUCGCUUUAAAACGUAAUUAA
This is a messenger RNA of Solanum verrucosum, 1014 nucleotides long. RefSeq names its product loganic acid O-methyltransferase-like. The transcript has 3 exons. NCBI's taxonomy places the organism in Eukaryota, Viridiplantae, Streptophyta, Magnoliopsida, Solanales, Solanaceae. The record is from RefSeq and is a predicted model, not a curated record. Gene Ontology annotation, molecular function: S-adenosylmethionine-dependent methyltransferase activity. The coding region runs from base 1 to 1014 and encodes 337 amino acids. Gene Ontology annotation, biological process: methylation.